Messenger RNA from Prorocentrum cordatum, 1889 nucleotides. The record is from the annotation of a GenBank genome assembly. Lineage: Eukaryota; Dinophyceae; Prorocentrales; Prorocentraceae.
GAGGCUGGCCGCAGUGGGCAGGUCGUUGGGUCUGGGCUGCGUCGUGGUCGCGCUCUGCCUCCUCGCGCCCGCGCUGAUGUACGCCACCAACGUCCUGCUGGGCAUCUGGGCCUACGCCGUGGUCGGCCAGGACCCGAGCGGCAGCACCGCCGAGCUCGGGAUGUACAUGGCGGCGGGGUGCCUCUACAUCUCUAUCGCCUGCCAGGGGAUCCGGGUCACCACGGCCGCCCUCUAUUUCACCAGGCUCUCCCGGCAGCUUCACGAGCAGAUGCUCGCCGCAGCGCUGCGCCAGACCAUGGCCUGGUAUGACACCACCCCCCUGGGCCGCAUUCUCAACCGUUUCUCCCAGGACGUGAGCCUGCUGGAUUUGCAGCUCCCACGCCUGUUCGAGUUCACGAUGCAGCACUUUGGUGCCGUGAUGGUGGGCUUGCUUGGGUCGUGUGUCCUCAUUUGGCCUUCGAUCGUCGUGGUCGUGCCCCUGCUGCUCUUUCUGCGGAGGAUAUUCCGACAGUACGGUUCCGUGUCGCUUCACUUGCAGCGCAUCAUGCUGGUGAGCACGAGCCCUGUGAUGUCGAAGACGUCGAGCUUCCUGACCGCCCUGAACACGAUCCGGGCCUUCGGGAAAGAGGACUUCUUCUUCCGGGACUUCGUGGCCGCCAUGGCUGACUUCAACCGCACCUACUACUGGAUCCACUCGCUGGACCGCUACAUGCAGAGCCUCCUGGUGGUCGUGUGCAUUCCCGUGUUGACGUUGGCCCUGGGGCUGGGCAUGCUGGCGUUCGGCCGCGCGGGCGUGUUCGCCGCCGACCUCUCCGCGCUGGCCAUGGCGCUCGUCCCCGGUCUGUCGAUGCGGAUCCCGCUGUGGCUCUGGUGCUCGGCCACCACGGAGAAGUUCUUCGGCGGCGUGCAGCGCGCGGGCGAGUACGCCGAGCUGCCCUGGGAGGGCGCCGCCGUGGACCGCGCCGCGUGGCUGGGCGCGCGCGAGGGCGCCGCGGAGGCGCCCGCUCCUGUGGCGGGCGCUGCGGCGCUACAGUUGGAGGACGUGCACGCGCGCUACCAGCCCGGGCUCCCGCUGGUGCUGCGGGGCCUCAGCCUGCGGGUGGAGGCCGGGCAGCGGCUCGGGGUGUGCGGGCGCACGGGCAGCGGCAAGAGCACCCUCUUCCUCGCCUGCUUCCGCAUGGUGGCGGUCGAGCGGGGCCGCGUCCUCGUCGGGGGCGUGGACGCCGCCGGCAUGCCGCUGCCGCUGCUGCGCGCGAGCCUGGCGGUCGUCCCGCAGGACACGCUCAUGUUCUCUGGCACCGUCCGCUCGAACCUCGACUUCUACGGCCGCCAUUCGGACGCAGAGCUCUGGGAGGUGCUGCGGCAGGUGCGGCUGGAUGUGCAGGUGCGCUCCCUUACGGACGCCCUCGGAGCUCCAGUGCAGGAGAAGGGCUCCAACUUCUCCGCGGGGACCGUGCAGCUGCUGUGCAUCGCCCGCGUGCUGCUCGGAAGGCAGCGCGCCGUGUUCCUGGACGAGUGCACCGCCAGCGUAGACUACGAGACCGACGCGCUGGUGCAGGCAUCGGUCCGGGAGGUGAUGGCCGGCCGCGCCGUCGUCUGCAUCGCGCACCGCUUGCACACCAUCAUCGACUACGACCGCCGUCGCGUGCUGCGAGGCGGGCCGCGUGGUGGAGCACGGGCCCCCGCGCGAGCUCGCCGCUCGACCUGGCGGCGCUUUCGCUCGGCUGGUGGACAGCACAGGGGCUGCCAGCGCCGCGGAGCUGCGGCGCCAGGCGCCCUCGGCGACUGGUUCUGCGGCCAGCCGCGGGGUCGGCAGCGCGGACCCCGUCCGCCGCGCCGGAGUGCUCUCCUUCCGCUCGCCGCUGCGGGUGCCGUGCUGCCCCGCUCGG